Messenger RNA from Pisolithus orientalis, 612 nucleotides. RefSeq lists its product as uncharacterized. NCBI's taxonomy places the organism in Eukaryota, Fungi, Basidiomycota, Agaricomycetes, Boletales, Pisolithaceae. The transcript is spliced from 2 exons. The record is from RefSeq and is a predicted model, not a curated record. Bases 1 to 612 code for a protein of 203 amino acids.
AUGCUGGUGGCAGAGGCCAACAGCAGUGGAGUGAGGAUGUGUGUGAAGCAGGAUUUGGAUGGGAGACCAGAACACUUGGCAGGCAAAAGGAUGAUGGAUAAAAUGAUGUGGGGUAGGAGGAAGCUGCAAUGGCAAAUGGGUAUGAAGGGAUGCAACUGGAACUUAAAUGUGUGGCAAUAUUAUCUAAUGGGGAACAAAGUUGUAGGGUCUGAUUCUGACAAUCAAUCCAAUCUCUGUCAAAUUCCACCAACAUUGCCAUCAAACAGAAAUGAUGGUACAGGCACAAGCAUGGUGGAUGAAGAUGCUGCAGAGGCAGUACCAUUGCUGGAUUCCCAGUGGCAGAUUGCCAGAUGCCAAGUGGCUGAGGGUAACACCUGCCAGCCAAUUGCCAUCAGCAAGGAACCAUCAAAUGCCUUGCAGCAGGUUGAGGGCGGCAUCACAAGCCCUGUGCAACCUGUGCCUGACACCCACCACAUUGAUUUGCCUGAUUCAGUCCACCUGGCAGAUCCUUUGGCAGUGCCAACAACUAUCAGGAGAGACCAUAAACAGGAAGAUUCAAAGCACAAGUUGCCCAUUCCAUUGAUGAGUCAGUACUUGUGCUGUGGUCACUGA